UGUCUUUGCAUACCUAGCACAACAUGAUUUUUUCAAAGUCCUGAUGGGCCUUUGUAUUCCCACCAACUCUCGUUUCCCUAUUUUGUAAUUAGAUGAGCCUGAAGAGGAACUGGUGGCGUUGGGAGAACUGUUGUAUGUGUUCAUUUCCGCAGCUGCGUUCUUUCCCUUCUGCUCAGUUUGUACCAAGCUUGCUGGCUGCUGUUUAGGGCUGGCGUGUGUGGGACUGUCUAAGCCAUGAACGGCCUCACGGGUGCUGUCCUCUUCUGGGCAGUGGUAGCGUGGGCUGAAACGAACGAGCCUUUGGGAGAGAUGAAUGAGGCUGGAUUUCAAAAAUGCAAGAACGCCUUGAAACUACCUGUUCUAGAAGCCUUACCCGGAGGGGGCUGGGAUAACCUGCGGAAUGUGGACAUGGGGCGGGUGAUGGACCUGACUUACAGGGGUUGCAGGACCACGGAAGAUGGACAGUACAUCAUCCCCGAUGAAAUCGUCAGCAUCGCCCAGAAACAAAGCAACCUAGAGAUGAACUCUGAAAUCCUGGAGUCCUGGGUGAAUUACCAGAGCAGCACCUCCUUCUCCAUCAACUCAGAGCUCUCCCUCUAUUCCAAUGUCAAUGGCAAAUUCUCCUCUGGUUUCCAGAAGAUGAAGACCCUUCAAGUAAAAGACCAAGCUGUGACUACCCGGGUUCAGGUGAGAAACCUGAUCUACACAGUCAAGAUGAACUCAGCGUCAGAGCUAAGCUGGAGGUUUAAGAAGGAGCUGAUGGACAUCUCUGAGCGCCUGGAGAACAACCAGACGCGGAUGGCGACCUACCUCGCAGAACUGCUGGUCCUCAACUACGGCACCCAUGUCAUCACCAGCGUGGACGCCGGCGCAGCUCUCAUCCAGGAGGACCACAUCCGAGCCUCAUUCCUACAGGACGGCGAGAGCAGCCGCACCGCCGUGACUGCCUCUGCUGGGAUUGCCUUCAUGAACAUCGUGAACUACAAAGUUGAGGAGAAUUACACCUCGCAGAGCGCCCUUACCAAGAGCUACCUCUCGAACCGCACCAACUCCAGGGUGCAAAGCAUCGGAGGGGUUCCCUUUUACCCAGGCAUCACCCUCCAGGCCUGGCAGCAGGGCAUCCUCAACCACCUGGUGGCCAUAGACCGCGCUGGCCUGCCUCUGCAUUUCUUCAUCAACCCCGACAUGCUGCCCGAGUUGCCCGGGCCCUUGGUCAAGAAGCUGUCCAGGACGGUGGAGGCCGCUGUGAGGCGCUAUUACACGUUCAACACCUACCCUGGAUGCACCAAUGCCAAUUCGCCCAACUUCAACUUCCAGGCCAACACGGAUGACGGCUCCUGCGAGGGGAAAAUGACCAAUUUCUCCUUCGGAGGAGUUUAUCAGGAAUGCACCCAGCUCUCCGGGAAGGAGGUUGUCCAACUCUGCCAACGCCUGGAGCAGAAGAAUCCCCUCACUGGUGAUUUCUCCUGCCCCUCUGGCUACUCCCCAGUCCGGCUGCUCUCCCAGAUCCACGAGGACGGCUACAACCACCUGGAGUGCCGGCGGAAAUGCACCCUCCUCGUCUUCUGCAAGACGGUGUGCGAAGACGUGUUCCGGGUGGCAAAGGCUGAAUUUAGGGCUUUUUGGUGCGUGGCGAGCGGCCAAAUACCAGAAAACUCAGGACUGCUUUUUGGGGGCCUCUUCAGUGGUAAGAGCAUAAACCCUUUGACCAACGCACAGUCCUGCCCGGCUGGCUAUCUUCCACUGCGGCUCUUUGAAAGCCUCAAGGUAUGUGCCUCCCUGGACUAUGAGAUGGGAUACAGGUUUUCAGUCCCCUUUGGUGGCUUCUUUAGCUGUGCAGUCGGGAACCCUUUGGUGAAUUCUGCUGCAUCCAAAGAUUUGGGGACACCUUCACUAAAAAAGUGUCCCGGGGGCUUCAGCCAACACCUGGCCAUCAUCAGUGAUGGAUGCCAAGUGUCCUACUGCGUCAAGUCCGGGCUCUUCACAGGAGGGGCUCUGCCCCCUGCCAGGCUCCCCCCUUACACCCAGCCGCCCCUCAUGAGUCAAGCUGCCACUAACACUGUCUUAGUGACUAACAGUGAGACGGCCAGCUCCUGGAUUAAAGACUCCCAGACCCACCAGUGGAGGCUGGGGGAGCCGUUAGAGCUGCGCAGGGCCAUGAGGGUCAUCCGUGGGGAUGGCGGUGGUCUAUCAGGAGGGGCAGCAGCUGGGGUCACAGUGGGGGUCACCACCGUCCUGGCAGCCGCCAUCGCCCUGGCCGUCUAUGGCACCCGGAAGUACAAGAAGAGGGGCUACCAGCUGUUGGAGGAUGAGAGGCAGAAUCUGGCUGUGGCCACUGCAGACGCUGGAGGUGCCCCUGACCAAGAACAGGAGCGGAGUCCAGCCUGAAUCGCUCCCCUGGAAACGCCUCUCCCAUCUCUUCACGCUUGCCUUUGAUCUGUCUCCACUUCUGCCUUCCUGAGGACUGGCGUGGCAGGUGCAGGAAAAUGUAGGUAUAACUUUGUGACUUCCUUAGGGCUCCCGGCCACAAAAUGAACAGAGUUGCGUGGACAGGGUUGGGGAGGGUAGGACAGCCAACGUGCCUUUUAAGCCAAGGUCAUCCUGGGGGCUAAAACGUGAAGGGGGUGUCUUUUCUCUGUGUGCAUCACUGUUUAUCUUCACCUGACUACAGCCCUGAGAAAAGAGAGCGGGGAGCGUGCAGACCUUUGGGUUUGGGGACCCUGCAUUUAAUCCGAGAUCGGUUUCCGAUUCACGAGCUGUAAGAAUUUGUUUUGUUUUUUAAAUAUCUCUCUGGAUUUCAUGGUCCUGGGGGCUGAAAUUUCCCCCAUAAGAUAUGGGAAGUCCCGCACGGGCACUGAUUUUCAGCCUUGAGGGUUCUGUACCAAUGCAUGGGGUCCUCCGAAGCUUAUCUGAACAGCAAGAUGUUGUCUCUACUAAGUCUCGGUAUUCUAGCUUUCCAACCACGAUUCAGACUCACUCAGAUCGGGCCACUCUUGGACUUGAGACUAGUGCCAUCAGGUCCUCAAAAAUAUUUUAACUUAACAAUCUUCUAUUAGGAGGUUAAGAGAGAAGGGACGGUUUCAAGACAAGGCGUGAGGGAAAAAAGGAUGAGAACUGGACAAGAUCCUGGCGCUCAGGGGAAACUGAAAUCCUUACCCCUAACCACCUGGUCUCUGAGACAGUUUCCUGGUCUCUGUUCCAAGAGUACUACCCCUUCUUCAUCCAUGAGGGACCCCUCCCCUUCCCGUCCUCAGAUCACUGUACACAACCCCAAGCACACACGCGUGUACCCCCAAACAUACACGCACACCCCAAACACAUGUGUGCGCACACACACCCCUUCCCCCCGCCCCAGCACAUGCCAGCAAGAAGUCUGCAUUUUUCUAUGGGCGGGAGACAAGGGAAAAUGCAAGAAGUCAAAGUAAGCCCACACCAAAGUAUUAUUUCCUCCCUAAAACCAAAACAGAAUAGAAACUACCAAUUAUAUAUCUUUUUCUUCCCGCCCAGCAGAAAAGGGGCAGUCAUGAUCAAAUCCACGUUUUUAAAUGAAACAAAAAAGGCAUCCAACACCAUUCGUGACACAUUUAUUUCAGUUCCGGCAGACGUCCUUCAGGCAUCCAGCAGGAUGUAGGACUGUUUCCUGGCAUUUGGGGCUUUGUCCAAUUUUAUUUAUUUUUUUUUUUCUAUUUUGGCGAGAGGGAGAGAUUUGCCUGAUUUUAAUACCAGUCUCAUCGAAUUGUAACAAUUAGGGUGAGUUUAUUAAUAUUUCUCCAUGACAUUAAAAAAAAAUUUUUUUUUUAUUGACUAAUCUCUACUCCCAAUAUGGGGCCUGAACUCACAAACCCUGAGAUCAAGCGUCACAUGCUCUAUGGGCUGAGCUAGCCUGGCACACCUUCUCUACAACAUUUUCAGUUAAUUAAAUAUCCCUUCACUGAAUCAGAUGCCACAAAUGAGUUAAUUUUUGUGAAGGAUAAUCUGCUCUCGCCUUGUUAACAUUCACAAUCACGAGUUUCGGCUUACUUAAAUCCUUCUGAGGAGCCUGAAGCAUCCCAGCCUGUGGGAAGAUGGGAAGGAGGCUACUCCUUUGUCUCCCAGAGCCCUCCUCUCCCGGCUGCCCAGCCACCAACACUGAUUUCUGCAACCUCCACUCUGAAUCCUGCCACUUAAACAUUAAAAUAUUCUCCUAAA
Mustela lutreola (European mink) is the source of this 4188-nucleotide messenger RNA. It is a transcript of the gene MPEG1, whose product is annotated as macrophage expressed 1. Bases 235 to 2388 code for a protein of 717 amino acids. The record is from RefSeq and is a predicted model, not a curated record. The transcript has a single exon. Gene Ontology annotation, biological process: defense response to bacterium. Lineage: Eukaryota; Metazoa; Chordata; Mammalia; Carnivora; Mustelidae.